Molecule: messenger RNA, 2014 nt
Organism: Trifolium pratense (red clover)
Lineage: Eukaryota; Viridiplantae; Streptophyta; Magnoliopsida; Fabales; Fabaceae
Product: malate dehydrogenase, chloroplastic
Exons: 2
Coding region: 425-1645 (406 amino acids)
Biological process (GO): tricarboxylic acid cycle; malate metabolic process
Cellular component (GO): mitochondrion; cytoplasm
Molecular function (GO): L-malate dehydrogenase (NAD+) activity
Source: RefSeq, a predicted model, not a curated record
AUAUAAAAUCAGAGGAGUAUUUGCUUAUAAAUAAAAAUUAGUACACAUUUCAACCUUAAUUAUAAGCAAAUUUUUAUUUUUUAAAUAUAAUGCAUAAACAAUGUAUCUGAUCAUCGGAUACAUUAUUUGUGCAAUAAAUUUAAAAAAUGGAAAUUUGCUUAUAGUUAAAGCCGGAUCGCAAAUUCUUGUUACUGUUUAUUGAAUUUUGUUUUUGUUCAGUGGCGGUGACUCACUUACCAUUGGUGUGUAUAUUUAUGCAGCAUUCGUUCGGUAGCACUACUCGCAUUACCAACACCAUUCGUCCUCGUCUCUUAGGCGGAGAUUUCAAACCCAAUUUUCCUUCCUUCUUAAAUCUCUCUCUCUCUCUCUCUCUCUCUGAACUUCUCCAUCCAAUUCCCAUUACCAUUCAUUCCCAGAGGUUGAGAUGGCAGCAUCAGCUACUUUUACUAUUGGAACUGCCCAAACAGGGAGGUCACUUCCUCAAUCAAACUCUUUUGGUUUGAAAAUCAAUUCUCAGGUUAAUUUUAAGACCUUCUCUGGUCUCAAGGCCAUGUCAUCUCUAAGAUGCGAGUCUCAAUCAUCUUUCUUUGGCAACGAAACUUGUGCUGCCCUGCGUGCAACUUUUGCACCCAAAGCUCAAAAGGAAAACCAAAACCUCACCCGAAAUGUGCAGCCUCAGGCAUCCUACAAAGUGGCGGUUCUCGGUGCUGCAGGAGGAAUUGGUCAGCCAUUGGCACUUCUCAUCAAGAUGUCCCCUUUGGUUUCCGACCUGCAUCUUUAUGAUAUUGCCAAUGUUAAGGGAGUUGCUGCUGAUAUCAGUCAUUGCAACACUCCUUCAAAGGUUUUGGAUUUCACAGGUGCUUCUGAGUUAGCAAAUUGUUUGAAAGGUGUGGAUGUUGUUGUUAUACCUGCUGGUGUUCCUAGGAAACCCGGCAUGACUCGUGAUGACCUUUUCAACAUCAAUGCCGGUAUAGUCAGGGACUUGGUCACUGCUGUUGCAGAUAAUUGCCCCGGUGCUUUUAUUCACGUUAUCAGUAACCCGGUGAACUCUACAGUUCCUAUUGCUGCUGAAAUUCUGAAACAAAAGGGUGUUUAUGAUCCUAAAAAGCUUUUUGGUGUUACUACACUUGAUGUUGUGAGGGCAAACACAUUUGUUGCUCAGAAAAAGAACCUGAGGCUAAUUGAUGUAGAUGUUCCUGUUGUUGGUGGCCAUGCCGGGAUUACCAUUCUUCCUCUCUUGUCAAAGACGAGACCCUCAGCGAAUUUCACUGAUGAAGAAAUUGAGGCGCUAACUGUUAGGAUUCAAAAUGCUGGAACUGAAGUUGUUGAGGCUAAGGCUGGUGCAGGGUCUGCUACUUUGUCAAUGGCUUAUGCAGCAGCUAGAUUUGUUGAAUCAUCUCUUCGUGCACUUGAUGGUGAUGCUGAUGUGUAUGAGUGCUCAUUUGUACAGUCAGAUCUGACUGACCUUCCGUUUUUUGCUUCAAGGGUGAAGAUUGGAAGGAAAGGAGUUGAGGCUUUGAUUCCAACCGAUCUCCAAGGGUUGAGUGAGUACGAGCAGAAGGCUUUGGAAGCACUUAAACCAGAACUUAAGGCUAGCAUUGAAAAGGGGAUUGCUUUUGCUCAAAAGCAAACUGUUUCUGCUUAACUUAUUUUGUGAAAGCAUAUAUUCUAUAAUCUCUAGCGUCCUUGCGAGAGAAUGUCAAUGGGUGAUUUCUUGGGUUAUGGAUUUAUUUGAGCAUGAAUAUUACUUAAGAGAACUUAGAUUGCAGGUUUAAGUAGCAUCAUUUACUGCUUCCAGAACUUAUGAUUUAAAUUUUCUAUAGUAUCAUUUCUACUUACAGAUUUGUUAGUAGAACGGGAGGGGGCUUCCAUUUCUGUUCUCUAUAUUGAGCUUUAGUUUUGAUCGGAAAUCUUAAUAGACUGUUACUAUCAUGUACUACAGUCUACUAGAAUUGGGAAAAUGUAAACGUUGCAUUUUGAAUAAUACGGCCAUUGGACCAGUUUGUGUUUUUAA